GGAGAGAGUAGUCAUCCAAAAAUCGAUCUGAAGCGAGCAGUGGUCUGUGAACUCGAGCUGUGAGAGUGCUGAGACUGUUUGGUUGAUAUCUCGAGUUUUACCAAUCCAAUUAAGGCGUGUGAGAUACCAAAAGAAAGCUCUCAAGACGAGGAAUCCGUGAAGGUCUGGUUUGCAUCAAUCGGAGUAGAGGAAGGCUUCCAAAUCGUCCGAGCAGAACGCGACCUCGCAGGGACGGAUUUACUCUUCUAAGAAUCGAGUUAACCGGAAAACACCCGUUCUAGGGGCUGUUUUCGUAUCAACGAUUAGGAGUUGAAAUAGCAACUUGAGGAAGCUGUUUAACACCCAUUUUCAAGCAAGGAACCAGCUCUCAAUAUUCCUUGGCCGAGGCUUUGGUCAUUGGAUCGAGAAGGAAGGUUUUAAAGCUCAUUUGAGGUUGAGGCUAGAGCUUGCUUCCUGUGCUCGUUGCUCGAGAGAUCAUCUAGGAGGGAAGACUUGCGAUGGAGGGUGACGGUGGUAUUAUGAAUAGGGAGAACUCGGAAGGGUUUGCACUGGGUGGAACCACGCAUGCCAAUCGAGAAAAGCCCUUAGGACCAAAGGUGCACGAAACUCUUGAAGCUCAAAUCGUGAGUGGUGGUCAUGUUAAGACCAAGGAAGAAUCACCUUGUUAUGGCAAAACUGAACCACUCAAGGCUUCGGGUGACGAAGGAGAUGAUUUGAGUGAUGAGGACCUUGAUGGUGCACCCAUUGAACAAAUGGGCAUGGUCAUAGAUUGGCUUCAACGUGAACGUGUGAGGCUUAUACAAAAACGCCAAGCUAGGCAAGCUGAGGGCAUACCAUUAGUAAGGAAAAGGAAGCGGGGAGACAACGAUUCCCAAAGACAUUCAAGGAGGACAAACGUUGAGGGUGACAAAACCUUCAGGGCGCAGACACUAUCACUUGAGUGGAGUCGAGGCUUGGGUGGCCCGAACUCGAGGUCAAAAGGUCCGAGGGUACCUAAGUGCAACAAUUGCAAGAAACACCACUCGGGUAAGUGUCAGGACCCUCCCAGGUGCUAUCAAUGCACAGAGGUCGGGCACACGAGAGUGAGUUGCCCACAAAUUGUGCAAAACCAAACUUCGGGGUCAAGUGGUGGAACUACAAGAAAUGAAAACCAAACCGAGGUUUCUCAAGGGAGCAGGGGACAUGGGGGAGCAAGCACGAGCAACGCGCCAUCCGUGAACCAAGGAAAGACCCAAGCUAGGGUCUAUGCGAUGACGGAGGCGGAUGCUCAAGCUAACCCGGAUUCCGUUGAAGGUAGUACCUCUUGUAUACUUGUUUUUUAUCCUUAAUUAGUCCAUAAAUUGAGGUUACUAGUCGUUGGGAUCAUUGUAUGAAGCUUUGGGGUCAAACGGAGCGAAAUCGGGCGAAAGACGGCUGAUUUCCGCCAACGCACACCAGGCUGGACCAUACGCACGGCCGUGCGUUGUCCGUGCGUUGGUCCGUGCGUUGGUGGCAGUAGCAACCGGGAAGAAAUUGCUAUACGCACGGCCGUGCGUUGUCCGUGCGUUGGUCCGUGCGUUGGUGGCAGUAGCAACCGGGAAGAAAUUGCUAUACGCACGGACGUGCGUUGUCCGUGCGUUGGUCCGUGCGUUGGUGGAAGUAGCUCCGUUUUGAGGUUAUAAGACACGCACGCCGUGCGUACCUCCUAGGCACGCCGUGCGUACCUCCUGGGCAGCCCAAAGUCGACUUUUUCGCGCCGUACUGCAACGUUAAGACCCGUUCUUGAUCCCAAACAUGUGUGUGAACAUAAUAAACCUCUCUAAAUGUAUAAGAAUGGUAGGAAAGGUAUCUCACAUGACUUAUAAAUGUAGGAACACUAAAGAUUAAUGGGAAGGAUGCGCGAAUCCUUAUCGAUACCGGGGCGCAACGUUCAUUUGUGAAUGAAGCGUUCGCCAAGAGGUUGGGAGUGCAAUCCGCACCAUUGAUGCAAACUUUAGUGGUAUCAACACCACUAGGGGAUGACGUGGAAAGAACUUGUUACUAUCCAUCUUGUGGGGUGGAGGUUAAUGGUCAAACCUUGACGUGUGACUUCGUACCGCUGAGCAUGGUUGAAUUCGAUGCAAUCCUAGGGAUGGAUUGGCUAGAAAGGAACCAUGCUAGGGUAGAUUGCUACACGAAGGUUCUUGAACUCGAAGGCAAUGAUGGGGAGACCCUACGCUUCGAGGGCGAUCGAGGGAGAUCAAAUAGCUGUAUCAUAUCCGCCGUGAGAGCGAAAAGUAUGAUGAGAAAGGGAUGCCACGCAUAUCUAGCAUACGUGGUUGACAAAACCAAAGAAGAAAUGAACAUCGAUGAUGUGAGGGUGGUUUGUAAGUAUCCGGAUGUCUUCCCUAAAGACCUGCCGGGGCUUCCACCUGAUAGGGAGAUUGAAUUUGUGAUCGAGGUCGAGCCCGGCACCAAACCAAUCUCCAUACCGCCAUACCGUAUGGCACCCGCUGAACUUAACGAGUUGAAAACCCAAUUGCAAGAGCUUUUGGAUAAUGGUUUCAUUAGCCCAAGCCACUCCCCGUGGGGAGCACCAGUUCUUUUUGUGAAAAAGAAGGAUGGGACACUUCGAAUGUGUAUUGACUAUCGUCAACUGAACAAGGUCACAAUCAAGAAUAGGUAUCCUUUGCCUAGAAUUGAUGACUUGUUUGAUCAACUACGAGGAGCAACCGUGUUUUCGAAGAUUGACUUGAGGUCGGGGUACCAUCAAUUGAAGAUUAAGGAAGACGACAUACCAAAGAGUGCUUUCCGCACAAGGUAUGGGCAUUUUGAGUUCCUUGUUAUGUCGUUUGGGUUAACAAACGCCCCAGCGGCAUUCAUGGACUUGAUGAACCGAGUAUUCCACAAAUACUUGGAUCGAUUCGUGAUUGUGUUCAUAGAUGACAUUUUGAUUUACUCAAAGAAUGAGGAAGAGCAUGAAGAGCACUUGAUACUCGUUCUUGAGACACUACGGGAGAAGCAACUUUAUGCCAAAUUUUCUAAAUGUGAAUUUUGGCUAAAGGAAAUUGGCUUUCUCGGGCAUGUGGUUUCGGGAUCGGGAAUUGCUGUUGAUAAUAAGAAGAUAGAGGCCAUUACUGAAUGGGAGAGACCAAAGAAUGUCAAGGAAAUUUGUAGUUUCCUUGGACUGGCAGGCUACUACAGAAAGUUCGUGGAGAAGUUCUCUGUUUUGGCAUCACCAUUGACGAAGCUCACUCGUAAAGGAGCUAAGUUUGUAUGGGAUGACAAAUGUGAGGAGGGGUUCAUGGAACUAAAGAAGCGAUUGACCGAGGCACCGGUACUUGCAUUACCCAAACAGGGUGUGGGGUACGAUGUCUAUAGCGAUGCGAGCAUCCAAGGGCUUGGAUGCGUACUGAUGCAGAAUGGGAGGGUAAUCGCCUAUGCUUCACGACAGUUGAAGAAACAUGAGGUGAAUUAUCCUACUCAUGACUUGGAGCUGGGGGCUGUGGUGUUUGCACUGAAGAUAUGGAGACAUCAUCUCUACGGGGAGACAUGUCACAUAUACACUGAUCACAAGAGCUUGAAAUACGUGUUUACUCAGAAAGAGCUAAACAUGAGACAGAGACGGUGGAUGGAGUUGAUAAAAGACUACCAUCUAGUGAUAGAGUAUCACCCAGGCAAGGCAAACGUGGUGGCAGAUGCUUUGAGUCGGAAGAGCUCGUCUGGGGCAUUGCUAGCUAAUUUGAGGGCAUUAAGAGCCCAACUGGAGGUAUCCAGCGAUGGUGCCUUAUUGGCACGAUUUGAGGUGAGACCUACUUUACUUGAUGAGAUCAAGAAGGGUCAAGAGACUGACGCAGAACUUAUGAAGGUCUGGGAACGCAUGCAAGCGGGACCGGUGGAGGAUUUCAGGGAAAGAGAUGAUGGUCUCUUGUUAUUUCGUGACCGAGUGUGUGUGCCGUCAGAUGAUGAGCUCCGAAAGUCCAUCUUAGAGGAGGCUCAUUCAUCGGCUUAUGCCAUGCACCCGGGGGGCACGAAAAUGUACCGUGAUUUGAAAGAAAGUUACUGGUGGUCUGGAAUGAAGAGGGAAAUAGCCGAGUACAUCAGCCGAUGCCUUACUUGUCAACAAGUUAAGGCAGAACAUCAGCAUCCAGCAGGCUUGUUACAACCACUUUCCAUUCCUGAGUGGAAGUGGGAACAUGUGACUAUGGAUUUCGUGGUAGGUUUACCACGGACAAUUCGGAACUACGAUGCGGUUUGGGUUGUUGUGGAUAGGCUCACAAAGAGUGCACACUUCUUGCCUAUCAACAUUACUUACCCACUUGAGAGGUUAGCCAAAUUGUAUACGGAUGAGAUCGUGAGGCUACAUGGGAUUCCUAUGACCAUUGUAUCCGAUAGAGACCCACGAUUCCUAUCACGUUUUGGCCAAAAUUCAGGGGUCUAUGAGAAUGAGGUUGAAGUUCAGUACUGCUUUCCAUCCACAGACGGAUGGGCAGUCAGAAAGGGUUAUACAGAUCAUAGAGGAUAUGUUGAGGGCUUGUGCAUUGAUUGGAGUUCCAAGGGAGUUGGGACAACCACUUAGCACUUGUGGAGUUCGCCCAUAACAACAGUUAUCAGGCAAGCAUCGGCAUGCCUCCAUACGAGGCAUUGUAUGGGAGGAGGUGCCGUACACCGUUAUGCUGGGACGAGGUUGGCAUGGCCAAACUCGAGGGUACUGAGUUGGUCGAGAUCACCAAGUCAAAGGUGAAGUUGAUUCGAGAGGGACUCAAAACGGCUCAGGAUAGACAAAGAGUUAUGCAGAUAAGCGCCGAAGAACCUUAGAGUUUAAGGUUGAUGACGAGGUAUUCUUGAAAGUUUCUCCUUGGAAAGGAAUCAUUCGAUUCCAAACCAGAGGGAAGCUUAACCCACGAUACAUAGGUCCAUUCAGAAUUAUAGAAAGGAUUGGGGCCGUUGCAUAUCGUCUACAGUUGACUCCUGAAUUAGAGAAGAUACAUAAUGUGUUUCAUGUAUCAAUGGUCGAAGUACUUUGGAAGGGCGAUCGGGUCGAAGAAGAGACAUGGGAAACAGAGGCUUUGAUGAGGAAGCAGUAUGCUAUCCUAUUCGGUUAGAGCUGUGAAUUUCGGGGACGAAAUUCCUGUUAAGGGGGGGUGAACUUGUGACACCGCACCCGAACGUCCUUGAAAAUUCAAAUUAAAAAUUCAAAGUUUAUGUAUUGAAUUUCUGAUUCCCAAACAAUUGUGAAACGAUUGUUGUUUUACGUAAUUAAUGAUUGAUUAUUAUACUGUUCGAACUCGUAUAUUAGUAUCGGGCCUUAUUAAUAAAUAAAAGAGCCUAGCAUUUUCUAAAUAGUGAUACAUAACGUUUCAAGACAAGUUGAGGAGGGGCGGGCGGCCCAGAUAUUAUUUUGGGCUCAACCCGCUAAAAUAGCAAGUAUUCGAGAAUGGCGUCGUAGGCCCACUCGGGGGCGACCCACACGGCUUGUAGCCCAAUAAUAUGAAUGACAAAUGUCAAGAUAAGUGAUAGGAUGAUUAAAGAAGAGUACAAAUGUCUAUAACCCCAUCUUUGGCAUUAUUGAGCCAAAUAAUGGGAGUAGGAUUUUCCUUCUAUAUUAUCCAUCAAGUAAAUUAUUGAGAUGAGCCUACACAUAUUGGGGAUCAAUAAUGUUGUGUAGGAAGUUGACUUGUUCUAAAUAAAUUAGGAUGAGUACAAAAAGACAUCUUUGACAAAAGAUAAAACAAUAGGACCCAUUCUUCCAUUUUUGGGUGUAUUGAUAGAUAUUUUGGAUCCCAAAUUAAUUGGGAUCAAUGGGGAACCACUCCACAUGAUAUUAGUACCUGCAAGACAAGGAAAAUAUGUGAGAAGACUCACCUUGGCCGCACCACAUGGAGAAGCACUGCCCAUGACACAAUUGGAAUCAAAUUUUGGGGCCACCACCACUGUUUUCGCACAAACAAGUGUGCUGUUUUGUCUCCCUUCAUUUUGAGAGUUGUACUCGUCCAAAUGAGGUGUAUAAGGUGUCCUUGGAUAGCCUUUGAAGUCUAUUUUCAUAAUUGAGUGGUCUCUGUUCGAGAGGAGAGAGUAGUCAUCCAAAAAUCGAUCUGAAGCGAGCAGUGGUCUGUGAACUCGAGCUGUGAGAGUGCUGAGACUGUUUGGUUGAUAUCUCGAGUUUUACCAAUCCAAUUAAGGCGUGUGAGAUACCAAAAGAAAGCUCUCAAGACGAGGAAUCCGUGAAGGUCUGGUUUGCAUCAAUCGGAGUAGAGGAAGGCUUCCAAAUCGUCCGAGCAGAACGCGACCUCGCAGGGACGGAUUUACUCUUCUAAGAAUCGAGUUAGCCGGAAAACACCCGUUCUAGGGGCUGUUUUCGUAUCAACGAUUAGGAGUUGAAAUAGCAACUUGAGGAAGCUGUUUAACACCCAUUUUCAAGCAAGGAACCAGCUCUCAAUAUUCCUUGGCCGAGGCUUUGGUCAUUGGAUCGAGAAGGAAGGUUUUAUAGCUCAUUUGAGGUUGAGGCUAGAGCUUGCUUCCUGUGCUCGUUGCUCGAGAGAUCAUCUAGGAGGGAAGACUUGGUUCGUGCUUCCUCCAUUCGUUUUUUAAACAUUAAUAAACAUGCUCAUGGAUAUUUUACUUUAGAGCCUGCGUGCUCAUGAAUAGCCCUGUGUGGCCCUUUGUUUUAAACAAUGUUUUCCGCUGCGUUAUGAAUUACUUAUUAUGUUUGUUUAUGGAUGUUACGUGUGUGAAUGAUAUUCAAGACGCCUUGUAUAAUAUGAAUGUGUUGGACUGCGGUUGACUAUUUGUAUUGUACGGCGGGUUGUUGACGUGUCCGGGGAGGUCCGGGGCGUGACAACCAUUCACGUCGCACGUAACAUUGAGAUAAUGCGUACUGUGGCAGGUGUUAUUUUGACCGUCAACUGCAAACACAUUACACACAUUACACACAAGGAUUAUAGUGGAUGGAGUCCGCUUGUUGCGGUUAAGAGGCCAUUCGGCAGUCCUGUUUUUCGGCUUAUCAGGUUUAUCAGCCAAUUUUUUCACCAAACACAUAAUUUUUACUUUCGCGCGCUGAGUUGUGUAAUAAGUAGAAAAAGUAAGAUUGAAGUUAUUUUUCUGGCUGUUUUGGCUGAAUUCACUGCAGAUGACCAAUUUAACUAUUUUUACAUAUAAUUUUUUAUUUACUUUAUUAAUAAAAUAUAUUUUUAAAAUAAUUGUUUCUUAAAUCAGCAGAAUCAGCCAAUACAGCCACUUCAGCCAGAACUUCCGAAAUUUCAGCAGAAUCAGCCAAAACAACCGAUUUUCGUGCUACCAAACGGGCUCUAAAUCGGAGCCAAAUUACUAAAAAUAUUUUUACAAAAGUUGAAAAAUUGUUAAAGAAUAGCUUCGAAAGAAGGUACGAAAAAAUUCAUCUCAUAAUAGUCCAAUGAUUAAAUGUAUAAAUGGGGGAAAUCGAGUUUUAAAGUAUCAUGGACAUUAAGAAAUAGUUUGGUAAUACUGAAAUUGGCUGAAUCAGUUCAAAUUUAUGAACUUCUGGAUGAAGUGACUGAUUCUUCUGAUUUAUGUAAAAAAUAUAUUUAAAAUAUAUUUUAUUAAAAAAAUCAAAGUUUUAUAAAAAAAAUAGCUAAAUGGUCUUCUAUACUAAUUUCGGUCAAUUCAGUCAAAAAAGUAACUUCAACUUUAACUAUUUUGAUUAUUACAUAAUCCAGCGCACGAAAUAAAAAAUUAUAUAUUUUCUGAAAAAGUUGAUUGAUUACAAGUCUUGUAAGCCGAGAAGCAGGAACACCAAACGAGCUUUUCAAAAUUCUAUCGAGCUCGGUUUAUAUUUUGACACCAGCCGUUAAUCUUUGGCAAGGAGCGGGUUUAUUUUUUAUGGAUACAAUGGAAAAGAAAUACAGAAGGAAACACUAAGGGCCCGUUUGGUUGGGGUGAUCUCACAUGAUGGCCGCAAUGUGAUGCACGGAAUGUUAGAUACUCUUGUUUGGUUCUUGGAUUUGAAAAGAAAUCGGGAAAGUUACAUUCCCAUGAAUGUAAUUAUGGAAGGGAAUGUUAAACCCAUCCAUGCCUUAGGUUAUCUCUCAUUCCCGGGGUGAUCUAUUUUUCUUCCAAAAAUACCUUCAACUAAU
Molecule: messenger RNA, 8069 nt
Organism: Cuscuta epithymum
Lineage: Eukaryota; Viridiplantae; Streptophyta; Magnoliopsida; Solanales; Convolvulaceae
Source: the annotation of a GenBank genome assembly